GGCAGCCUUUGCAAACCAGGAUUUCCUCUGCGGGGGAAGGACGGAAGGAAGGAGAGCGGUAGACCAGCAGGGAUCCGUCCUGCGGCCCCAGAAAUGGUCCCGUGAAAGAAGAGGCCCCUGGAGACCCCCCAGAGUCCCUGGAGACCUUUGGAGGUGCUCUGCCACAGAGAGGAAGGAUGGAGACACCCCCUUUGGCCAAGGAGGGGAGCAGAAAAGGCACUGUGGCUCUUCAGGCUGGGAGCUGUGAGGAGAGCUGGACCAGAACUGGGCAGAAGGUCCUACAGGAGGGAACCAUCCUCCCUUCUGAAGUUCCGCCCUGGACCUCCAUCCAAUACCGGGAGGCUGAGGGUCCCCGAGGACUUUGCAGCCGACUCCAUGACUUGUGCAGGCGAUGGCUGAGACCAGAAAAGCACAGCAAAGCCCAGAUGCUGGACCUGGUGGUUCUGGAGCGGCUCUUGACUCUCCUGCCCCCAGAGAUGGAGGACUGGGUGCGGGAGUGUGGAGCAGAGAGCAGCUCCCAGGCGGUGGCCCUGGCGGAAGGCUUCCUCCUGAGCCAGGCGGAGGAGCAGAAGGAGCAGCUCCAGUGGCAGGUGGGAGACUUUAGGGAGCUCGGAAGGGAAUAAAUAGAGAAAGUGCUUGAAUGCUUCACCCCUCCUUCCCAAACUUCUCCCAUGUUCAUAAUACGUGGCAAUUCUCCAGUUCUGGUAGGACAUUGUUCCAUUCUUUUCUCACACAGCCACAUGGAUGGAUAUUGGGGGCUUUGAGGUUGUUUUCUGAAUAUAAGAAUCCACU
Messenger RNA from Pseudonaja textilis, 792 nucleotides. The record is from RefSeq and is a predicted model, not a curated record. Lineage: Eukaryota; Metazoa; Chordata; Lepidosauria; Squamata; Elapidae.